AUGGCGUUCCUCGCCCCCAAUGCUCGCUGCUGCCUCCCAGCAACCCCGCCCAACCUCUCAUCCCUCGCCACCCCUCCUCCUGCUUCCCAGACUCCUUUUCCUGCUUCCGAAACCGCCGCCCUCUCUGCUGCUGCUGCUUCUACCACCGAGUUUCCAUUCUCCCGUGAUGCCGUCCCCGUUGCUGCUGCCUCCAGUGCCGCUGCUCUGCGCCGUGCAGUGAAGCGGCCAAGGGACGACUGCGUUGGGAGGGGGGCCGACCAGUGUCUGCCGGGUGGUUGUGACAGCCGGUUGGUGCGAAGCGGGUUGGUGCGAGACGGGUUGGUGCAAGGUGGGAUGGUGAGUAGCACGGAGCGCCGGCAUCAGUCAGCAGUGACGGAGCAGUUUGAGCAGCAGGGGGCGAGCAGCAGCAUGCAGCAGGCAGCGGACGAAGCCCUGCUGGAGGCUCUGCUGCAGGAGGAGCGUCGCCAGCUGCACCAGGGAGGAGCGAGGAGCAGGGCGCAGCGGGUGCUGUGGCCGCACGUUGGGUCGGAGAGUGCCCUUCCAGACGACGUGCUGCUGGGAUUCAGCUGUGAGGACCCUGCCUUCACGCAACGCGCCGCUCUCUCUGUUCCUCCGCCUACCCAGCCGCCCAAACCUCUGCCAUCGCCAUUGCCCCCCCAACUCGCUGCUCCGCAUGGCUCUGCUUUCUGCAUUGGUAAUUCCACCCCCUGUGCUGAUUUCGCGGUGCAGCGGGUGGACUGGCCGCAUGUUGCGUCGGAGAGUGCCCGUGAACUUCCACACGACGUGCUGCUGGGAGACCGUACCUCCGCGCAACGUGCUGCUCUCUCUGCUCCUCCGCCCACCCAGCCACUUGCACCGCUGCCAACAGCAAUGGCCUCCCCACUCGCUGCUCUGCCCGGCUCUGCUCCCGGCAGCACAAGCAGCUGCAUUGCAGAGGUACUUGCUGGGAGUACGUGUGGGUGUGGCACAGAGGAGCAGGAAUACGUGGAUGCAUGCAUUAUCGUGCUCGACAACGGAAGCUCCACCGACAACAAAAGCAACGGCACCGACAACAACGACAACAGCAACAGUGACAACGACAACCAGAGUGAUAGGGACAAGGAUGCUCUCUUUCUCGACACGCCCAUGGCCCACCUGCUGCUGGCUGGGAGUGCCCUCGCUGUGCCCUUGGCCAGUGGGCCUGAGGCUCAGAGGCCUGCACCCCCCGGUGCUGCUGGGCCACCCCUCGGUGCUGCUGAGCCACCCAGUCGGGCUGCUGGGUCACCCGUGGCAGAAUGGGCGGCAGAGCAAGGAGGGGCCGGGGAGGCAGGUGCCGACUGGCACAGGCAGCAGCAGGGGCUCACCCAGGAGGCGACGCUUGCACAGUGGAAGGCAUGUGGGUGUGUAGAGCUGGACCGUGCUGCAGCAGCCCUUCCCAUCCGGUGCUCUACCGGCUCUCUGUUUGACACGCCCUGCCAUGCUGCCUCCGUGGCCUGA
This is a messenger RNA of Closterium sp. NIES-65, 1476 nucleotides long. Lineage: Eukaryota; Viridiplantae; Streptophyta; Zygnematophyceae; Desmidiales; Closteriaceae. The record is from the annotation of a GenBank genome assembly.